Messenger RNA from Xiphophorus hellerii (green swordtail), 1366 nucleotides. RefSeq lists its product as uncharacterized. Gene Ontology annotation, molecular function: nucleic acid binding. The coding region runs from base 194 to 1351 and encodes 385 amino acids. NCBI's taxonomy places the organism in Eukaryota, Metazoa, Chordata, Actinopteri, Cyprinodontiformes, Poeciliidae. The record is from RefSeq and is a predicted model, not a curated record. The transcript is spliced from 2 exons.
GUCAUAAUUAUGAGAUUUAAAGUCAUAAUUUCGACUUUCAAAGUCAUAAUUUCGACUUUCAAAGUCAUAAUUAUGAGAUUCAAAGUCAUAAUUUCGAUUUUUCCAAAAAAGCAGACAUGCUGUCUUGUGUGACAUUUACACAGUAUUCCAUUUGAUCUGUCUAACCAGGAAAACACAGAUUUUUCUCCUAUUAAUGGAUUAUACACAAAUUGAGGAGUAUUUCAGAUGUGGUUUAACCAAUGAUGAAAUUCUUGCUUUGCUGGCUGAGGUUCAUGGGGUUAUUCUUAGCAAGAGGACACUAGAAAGGAUUCUUAAUAAGAAGAAACUUUGGCGCCGAAAGAACAAAAGUGAUGUGAGUGUAGUGGCAGCUUUCAUUCGUCAGCAACUUGAAACCUCUGGACAAUGUCACGGAUAUCGAUGGAUGCACCAAAAAUGCUGGAUGAAUGGUAUUGUUACAGACAGGGAAACAGUUCGAGUCCUUUUACGCUUACUAGAUGGUGAAGGAGUAGACCUAAGGUCAAGAAAUCGACUGAGGAGACGGAUUUACUAUAGUCGUGGUCCAAACUAUGUUUGGCAUAUGGACGGCUACGAUAAGCUCAAACCAUUUGGAAUUGGGAUCAAUGGUUGCAUUGACGGUUUUUCCAGAAGGCUAAUAUGGCUUGAGGCAUACAAAACAAAUAACGAUCCAAGAGUCAUUGCUGGAUACUUCAUGGAUGCAGUGAUUAAAGCUGAGGGUUGUCCUGAAAGACUUAGAGUGGAUUUAGGGACAGAAAAUGUUAAUGCAGCUGACAUGCAAAGAUAUUUGCAUCUUACAGAAGACCAACCUCAAAGUGAUAAUGUAAUAUUUGGUCCAAGCACUGGAAAUCAGCGGAUUGAAAGAUGGUGGUUGACCCUGCGAAGUGAAUGUAUCCAGUUCUGGAUGGACCUCUUUGACAAACUGAAAGCAGAUGGACACUUCUCGGAUAACUUCUUGGACAAAGCCUUGAUCCAGUUCUGUUUUCUCCACAUAAUACAGAAAGAACUAAAUGAAGUUGUUUCAGCUUGGAACCACCACAGGAUACGUCCAACACACAAUUCACGAAGUCCUCAUGGGCGACCAUUCAUGAUGUACACAGUACCUCAGGUGUAUGGAACCAGAGACUAUCUACACAGCAUUGAUCUGAACAGGGUUGAAGCCUGCUUGGAAAACUGUGUUUUCAAAGACUUUCCAUGCGAUGAAGAUGUCUUCAGUAUCUGUGUGGACCUGAUUUCAGAGCAUAACCUGAAUGUCACAGAUGAUGUGUUUGCAACAACUGAUCUAUACAUAAGACUCAGACAGCUGAUUACCAGAGAUUUGGAGCUGCAUCGAUAAAUGUAAAAACAUUUU